Dunckerocampus dactyliophorus (ringed pipefish) is the source of this 2978-nucleotide messenger RNA. RefSeq names its product protein shisa-6 (gene shisa6b). Lineage: Eukaryota; Metazoa; Chordata; Actinopteri; Syngnathiformes; Syngnathidae. Bases 456 to 2474 code for a protein of 672 amino acids. Gene Ontology annotation, cellular component: AMPA glutamate receptor complex; postsynaptic density; postsynaptic membrane. Gene Ontology annotation, biological process: regulation of AMPA receptor activity; regulation of short-term neuronal synaptic plasticity. The transcript is spliced from 10 exons. The record is from RefSeq and is a predicted model, not a curated record.
AACGACGUGAUGUAAGAGACUGGGAGGAGGGAGAAGAGAGAAGAACUGGAGAGAAAGAGGAGGAUUUUGCCUCACAACGCUGACGGUCCGCUUUACAGAGAAGAACCAGACUGGGAAGGACCCCAGGCGGGGCUUUUAGCACAGUCCAACUUUGACUUGAGCUCCGUUCGUCGGCACCUUGGACAGCGCCAAGCCCGGAAAGAGCGCCUCCGGCCGGGACUUCCGUCGGGACAACUCCCGCUCUGGAUAUGCGGUUGUCCCUUCCACCCCCCACCAACGGCUGCAGCGUGCAUGAGCAAUGACAGCCGACACAGACUUCCACUGGGCAUGAAGGCUGCACACAGGACCGAGCGAGGAGGAGAAGACUCGAUGGAGAAACUUCUGCAAGACUGAACCCCCCAGCGAAGCUUCACCAGAGUUGACACAGUGAUAAACCGCGAUUAGUAGUGUCCACCAUGGGGAUAAGACAUCUUCUGUUGCUGCUCGUCUAUCUGGACCCGCUGAGCGUGUCGAGCGCGGGUACGGGUGGUAAAAAAGCCAAACAGACGAACAGGAAGGCUCCCAAAGCCACGGCGGCGCCCACGUUGGCCCUGCAGCCGAAGACCCCAGCGCCUGUGCCGGUCAGCAACCACGACACCUGCCUGGGUUACUACGACGUGAGCGGCCAGUAUGACAAAAUGUUCGAAUGCAACAACACGGACCACCGCUACUGCUGCGGGACUUGUUACCUGCGCUUCUGCUGCGAGUACAAGAAGGACAGACUGGAUCAAAAAGCCUGCAAGAACUACCAGACCCCCGUGUGGGUGCAGACGGCCGCCCCGUCCCCGAUCCCCACCGAGGAGACGUACGUGGACCAGACCAACACCGCCGUCUACAUCACCUGUGGGAUCAUCGCCUUCAUCAUCGUCAUGGGAGUGUUGGCCAAAGUUGCCUAUGACAAAGCCACAGAACCUCCACAAGAAAUGAACAUACACAGAGCGCUUGCAGACAUCUUGAGGCAACAAGGGCCCAUACCCAUAUCUCAAUAUGACUGUGAGAACUUUGCAGCGAUGAACGGCUCGUCGAAAGACAACACGCCGGUCAGAACCUCAUCCAAGAACCACUACACUCCCAUUCACACCUCCAAAUCCAACCACGGUCACUAUGGAAAGGAGAGUGUUCGGAGCAGUGGUGGUGCAGACCUUCAUAACUUCAUCUCCUCUGGGUUUGUGACGUUGGGGCGUGGUCAUCAGAAAGGAGAAAAAUAUUGGCCGGUCCGCUCCCAGAGUCACCAUGGUACCCAUCAGCACAACUAUAACCAUGUGGCUCUAGGUAGCCCCAUACGCACACCAAAGAACGCCCACCGAUCGUUGAGGCGUGAAAACAAUCGGAUAAGUGGCAUCCUGACCUCGCAGACGGAGCCCUACGACCUGUCUUUUUCACGCUCCUUCCAGAGCCUGUCCCAACUGCCGCCCUCCUACGAGGCGGCCAUCAAAGCCGACCUCAACCGCUUCUCGUCCCUGAAGAAACUGACAGAUAAAGAAGUGGAGGACUACUAUACUCGUAAGCGCCACCUGCCUGACCUGGCAGCAAGAGGGACUCUUCCCCUGCAUGUUCUCAAAAUGAGUCAGGACCAGCAUCGGGAACAGCAGCAACAGCUUCAGAGCCAGGCCCCACAGUCCUCCAUCUCUCAGGUGCCUUCCCAGGCACAGUCCACCCAGCAGCAGUCCCAGCAAAGACAGAGACCCCGCCGUGUUCAGAGAGCCAUGUCCCAGGAUCGGGUUCUGUCUCCACAGAGAGCCCCACAACAGGAUUACAACACAUCCUCUAACGGUAUGUCCCCUUACGGAGGUCGGAUCCUCUCAGACGAACAGCUGCUGUCAGCCGAACGUCUUCGAUCCCAAGAGCGACUCCUUCCACAGGACCGCCAUACUUCCCAAGAACGCCUGUACACCAAGGACCGCAUGUACUCCAAGGACCGACUACUCUCACAGGAUCACCUCUACUCAAAAGACCGCCACUACUCUCAAGACCGACUCUACUCACAAGAUCGCCUGUACUCACAAGACCGCCUUCUGUCUCAAGAUCCUCUUCUCUCGCCAGACAAGCUGAUGAUGUCACUGAAGCGCGGCAUGGUCAGCAGUGUCUCGGGUGGGUUCUACGGCAUGGACAAGUCCAUGUCACGUGCCAUCUCGCACACAGACGUCUUCAUACCCACCACGCCUCUUAUGGAUCGCUACACGAUGACCAAAAUGCACUCCCAUCCCAGUGCCUCCAACAAUGGCGGUAGUGGAACCAGUGCUGGGGCUCCGGGAGCAGCGCCAGCCCCACACUCAAACACUUUAGCAAUGAACCAGACUGUCAACAAGCGGCAGGCGUUCGCCACCAGACGGACUCACACUGUGGAACAGCUCCACUACGUCCCCCAGCAUCACCAGCAGCAACAGCAGCCGCAACACUACCGCACAGGCAGCAAGACUGAGGUGACAGUGUAAUGGCAACCGGGGAGUGCCUGCACUGCUAACACUACUAUGCCAUUGGCCUAGGUGGGCAGGUGUGCUCAUGCUCUUAAAGUAGAACUGUGACGAUUUCACUUUCUUUGACCCAUGUUCCAAAACCAAGAACAUCCACUAUUACUGUGAGAGACCGGUAAAAUUAGCCACACUGUACACUACAUCCAGAGUAUUUUAAUUCAGGAGUUCUGCCUCUCACCGGCAAAUUACUACACCGCUAUUCUCAUUACCCUAUUCAUGCCCAGGCCCUAGUCUCAUUUUGUGUGUUUUGGUAGGGAAACACUCAUCUUUUCAAGCCGUGACCAGCCCCUUCUGUCCAACAAAUUUACUGUAUGACCUUUUCUGGUAAAUCUUUAAGGGCUUUGCACAGUAAACCCCAAGGGCCAAAUUCCUCCUUGACUGCUGAUGUGCAACACUACAGCACCACCGAUGAUGAGCCUGUAAUAAUAUUAUAAAUAUAUAAAUAAAUCAAUGGACAAAAAAAAA